UUCGUUGUGCUAUAGGAUAAUUCUUAAAAAUUAUUGUUGUGAAUAUUGCCAUUACAUACGAUUGAAUAAUUCAGAUAACUAAAGUUUUUGGCAUCAAUCUGAUUAUUUAUGAUUUAGUAUAAAAAAUGGGUAUAAUUGAUUCUCUAAAGGACUUUUUCGGGUUAUCCAAAAACGAACAUAAAUUUCGGGAACCUUCUGGAUUAGAUGAAAGGUAUCCUGCAACCCCCGAUCAUUCAAGGAGAGAACAAAAUUUGCCAUUGGAAGAAGAAAAAAUGGGCAUCAACAUAUAUUCUAGUCCCCUAGAAAUUGCAAAGUUUUUUGAACAUCAGAUGGAAGCAAUGAUGAAAAAUAUGAGAGCAUUUAGUGGAAUGGAACAGUUUGAAGACUUUUUUAAUAAUUCUUUUCAUGAUAACCCUGGGAUGACAGAUAUUAAGAUAUUAAAACCACCACAUGAAGAUCAAAAUUCAGGGUCAAAUCAAGCAGAUAAUCUAAGAGACCAAUUUUUAAAACCAGGCUACAAGAAACAAGAUCAAUUUGAAAAUAAAUCAGAUGAUGAUCUUGAUGGAAGAAUAAAUAUGAAUGAUGUUGAUGAAGUAUUCCGCAGAUCAGAUUCUAAAGUUAUGCCCUAUAGAGAAAGGCCCAAAUUCCAUUUUUAUGGUCAAAGUGUGACUUCAAGAACCAUAAGAAGACCAGAUGGGGUAGUAGAAACUCAUCGAACAGUGAGAGAUCAAGAAGGUAAUGAGGAAACAACAAUAACUCAAAAAUUUGGUGAUAAAGAAUAUACUGUUACGACACGAGUGGACAAAAAUGGACAUAAGGAAAUUGAAGAAAACAUGGUGAAUAUAGAUGAAUCCGAAAAAAACCAAAUUUUCAAACAAGAUUCUGUACAAGGAUCUAGCAAGUUUGGCAGUUUCUUGAAAGAUUGGUCUGAUUUUGAACAUUUCUUCAAAUAAAAUAAGACAUGACUUCUAAUAAAGAAUGUGAUAUUAAAAAUUGUUAUUUCU
Molecule: messenger RNA, 1004 nt
Organism: Agrilus planipennis (emerald ash borer)
Lineage: Eukaryota; Metazoa; Arthropoda; Insecta; Coleoptera; Buprestidae
Exons: 6
Coding region: 126-953 (275 amino acids)
Biological process (GO): negative regulation of apoptotic process; regulation of actin filament polymerization
Cellular component (GO): mitochondrion; sarcoplasmic reticulum; clathrin-coated vesicle
Source: RefSeq, a predicted model, not a curated record